GUCCAGCAUCACCGUUUCCAGCUGCGUCGUUGUCAGGUCUUUCUUUUCUCUUCCGCAGGACCUUCCAGGUUGUUCAGACCACGGAAAGAUUGCUCUGGGAUCAGCCCAUAUCUCAAUACCCUAAUCUCCCCUCGACCACAUGCUCGUCUGCUUGUACUGAAAAAGUCCUGCACUCCAUUCUAUUGGGUUCUGCUCGAUCAUUCCAUUGACUCCACAGGCACGAGCCCAAAAUCCCGCAAACCGGAAACUGUUUGCCCUGCCAGCCUCGUCAUUCUCUCCCUUUCGAUUUUAUUUCUUUCCUCUCACCUGUCCUCCCUCUUGUCCUUCAAGCAGAAAACAACAUUCAACAUACACACCCUCUAAUAUUCGACCAAUCACACCCCUUACAUCAUCAUGGUAGCAGAGACAAAGCUCUACGAUGCCCUCUCAAUCUCCCCCUCGGCGUCCCAAGAUGAGAUCAAGAAAGCAUAUCGAAAAGCAGCCCUGAAAUGGCAUCCCGACAAGAACAAGGACAACCCGAAUGCCGCUGAAAAGUUCAAAGAGGUCUCUCAAGCAUAUGAGAUUCUGUCGGACCCAGAGAAGAGAAAGGUCUACGAUCAAUAUGGCUUGGAGUUCCUUUUGAGAGGCGGUCAGGCCCCUCCACCGGGCGCUGAGAUGCCUGAUGGCAUGCCUGGAGGUGGUUUCGGUGGUAUGCCAGGCGGUUUCAGUUUUGGAGGCAUGCCUGGUGGUGGUGGUGGCGGUACCCGUACAUUCCACUUCUCAACCGGAGGUGGUCCAGGAGGCUUCAGCUUCUCGGAUCCCAACGACAUAUUCGCCCAGUUUGCCCGAAGUGGUGCUGGCGGCGCUGGCGGCGGCGGUGGUGCUGGUGGUGGUGAAGACGCCGAAGAUAUCUUCAACCUCUUUAGCGGUUUGGGCGGCGGUGCCAGAGGGGCCGGAAGUAGACGGGGCACAGGUAAUUUCGCCCGCCAUGCCAGACCACAGACUCCUGAAGUCACCGUCAUUGAGCGGCCCUUGCCUGUCACACUGGAGGAGCUGUAUAAGGGAGCGCAUAAGAAGAUGAAGAUCAAGAGAAAGACAUUCAACCCCCAAGGGCAGCGGGUGACCGAGGAUAAAAUUUUGGAGAUGGACAUCAAGCCAGGUCUGAAGGCCGGUUCCAAGAUCAAAUUCUCCGGGGUUGGGGAUCAAGAAGAGGGCGGUACCCAAGACAUGCACUUCAUCGUCACCGAAAAGCCCCAUGGCACACUUACCCGCGAUGGCGACAACCUGAUAACGACGAUCGAGCUGGAUUUGAAAGAAGCACUCACAGGUUGGAAGCGUACUGUCACCACGAUUGAUGGGAAGCAACUAAACGUUUCGGGCGCGGGUCCAACCCAACCUGGCCACGAAGAGAGAUUUCCGAAUCUGGGCAUGCCCAUCAGCAAGAAACCUGGCGAGAGAGGCGACUUCAUUGUCAGGGUCAAGGUCAACUUCCCCCGGUCGUUAACUGCUGCACAGAAAGCCAAGAUCAAGGAGGCUCUUCCGUAAGUGCCCAUCGACAAACGGCAUCUAGGCACGGCUCAUUGAGAUGUUCUCGCUCACCAUUGACGGCCGAGUACAAGAGAGUUUGAGCAGCGAGAAAGAAGAUGAGUGGUACAGUGCUCGUUGGUAUUAGGGUCCAAAUGGACAACAGAAAAGCACGGAGGUUAUGCAGGUCCACGCCUCCGAGGGAGAUGAAGGAUCUGGCGACAACGAUUGUCCGCCGCAUCGGUGGGAGGCAAAGGAGCUGUUGCAUGUGUCGCAAUAUGACAGGCCAGUCGCAAGAGAAGGCGUUUUAUGCCACACGCAGAGGUCAAGUCGGAUUUACGGCCAGCCUUCCAGAGACGCGGCAGCAGAAAUGAAUGAAAGGUGCGCUCCUGAGUGAGAGGCGCAUUAUGAGAGACGAAAGGGAUCCACUCACGAAUUGCAUACAAACGGCGUGUCUUGCAUUGCAUCGGAGACCUGUUUAUCUUCCUGGGAUAGGACAGACUGAUGAUCCAUCAAAGGCGGCGAAGGUCAGUGAUCACGGCGUUAGAAUGAGCGACACGGAUUCUUUGUCCCUCCGCCUUUUCUUGGUAGAUAGUUACAAUUCUUGUGUUGUUUCAAUAAACCGGACUUGUAGUCCAUUUCUUCCUUUGA
Molecule: messenger RNA, 2154 nt
Organism: Cladophialophora immunda
Lineage: Eukaryota; Fungi; Ascomycota; Eurotiomycetes; Chaetothyriales; Herpotrichiellaceae
Exons: 1
Coding region: 394-1524 (376 amino acids)
Biological process (GO): translational initiation
Cellular component (GO): cytosol
Molecular function (GO): protein-folding chaperone binding
Source: RefSeq, a predicted model, not a curated record